Messenger RNA from Rotaria socialis, 390 nucleotides. The record is from the annotation of a GenBank genome assembly. Lineage: Eukaryota; Metazoa; Rotifera; Eurotatoria; Philodinida; Philodinidae.
AUGUUUAAAAAUGGUAUGUUUUAUUUUCUUCAUUAUGAUUCACUUCGUCAACGUUUAUUUGGUUUACGUGAUUAUAAUUUAUUUACACUUGUCAUAGAAGAAUAUAAUCUCACGACAUUACAUCCGAUGAGAGAAUAUACAAGACGAAAUGCUAAGAAAUAUGCAUAUGCUUUUCAUCAGUGUUCAAUAUUUGACUAUGAAGAAAAUUGGACUGUUGAAGGUCGAACACGUUUAGAAAACGCAAAUAUUAAUGCAUAUUAUCUUAAAAUGGAUUUAAAUCUCGUUGGUAAUAAAACAGAUAUUGUUACAGAAUUUUGUCUAUCACCGGAUAUUCAUAAUCUUUGUACAAUAACGAAUGAUACUGAAAACAAACUAGCACUUGUUGCAUGA